AUGCAAGAAGCAAAUCGUAAUACAGAUUUAAUAACACAAGCACAUCGAAUAUUAGAAGAUGCUAAUACACGUGGUAUUCAAACAUUAGAUGUUAUCAGUGAAUCAUCAUCACAAAUAUCGAGAAUUACAGAUAGAUAUAUUCUUAAUGAACAUUUGAUUAAUACAUCACGAGAUCUUAUUACUCAAUAUGAACGAAAAGCUAAAUAUGAAAAAUUAAUUAUUGUUUCUCUACUUGUGGUCUUUUUUGCGGUUGCACUUAAUAUUGUUAAAGAAAGAUUACUUUGGUCAUAUUAA
Adineta steineri is the source of this 294-nucleotide messenger RNA. The record is from the annotation of a GenBank genome assembly. Lineage: Eukaryota; Metazoa; Rotifera; Eurotatoria; Adinetida; Adinetidae.